AUGAGUGUGCAUAUCCGGACAUGUAAACAAAUUGAUAAACAUAUGAGAUCACAGCCUCCUUUUCUCUUUGUCCGUCCUUUUGCCAUUUUCAUGCCCUAUUUGCAGAAGAAUCUUCAGCUGGAGUUUUCACAUUCUUGGACCCAGAAAGUAUCAGCCUUGAGGUACAAACUGGAAAUAAACCUGGCUCUUCUCAUUCCGAUAAUCACAGAACUUGAUUUCUUUUGUCUUUCUCUCACCAAGGUUGAGGGAAUCCAUCCAGAAUGCAAGAUAUUCCAACAGGUGGUGAAAGAGGAAGCUCUCUGCUUAGAAAAGAAUGAAUCUGUUUCACCUGGUCUUCAAGGAUGUGCCAGAGAUUGGGACGGUCUAACCUGCUGGCCCAGAGCCACUUUUGGGGAAGUGGUUAAAGUUCCUUGUCCAAGAUUUUUUGAAGAAAUCACCAAUAUUCAUGGCUUCCUUCAGAGAAACUGUACACAGGAGGCAUAUUGGUCAGAACCAUUCCCACCAUACACUGUUGCCUGUGGAUUUGAUGAAGGUUCCAGUAAAGGGCCUGAGGAUCAGAAAUCAUAUUAUUCUGCAUUUUGGCGUGUCUACACUGCUGGCUAUGCAGCAUCAGUGACUUCACUCAUUACAGCUCUAAUUGUCUUUGCUGCCUUCAGAAAAUUCCACUGUACACGGAAUUACAUCCAUAUGCACCUGUUUGUCUCCUUUAUCCUGAGAGCAGUUGCUGUUUUCACCAAAGAUGCCAUUUUGUUUGCAGAUGAAACUAUGGACCACUGCCUAAUGUCAACGGUUUCUUGUAAGGCUGCUGUGGCAUUCUUCCAGUUCAGUAUUUUAGCCAAUUUCUUCUGGCUUCUUAUAGAAGGGAUAUACCUGCAAACACUACUUUUGCUAACCUUUGUUUCAGACAAGCAGUAUGUAUGGUGGUUCAUAUCUACUGGUUGGGGAGCUCCUACUGCUGUGGUGUUUGCUUGGGUCCUCACAAGAAUCCAUCAACAAAAUACCGGGUAA
Balearica regulorum gibbericeps (East African grey crowned-crane) is the source of this 1008-nucleotide messenger RNA. Lineage: Eukaryota; Metazoa; Chordata; Aves; Gruiformes; Gruidae. The record is from RefSeq and is a predicted model, not a curated record.